Molecule: messenger RNA, 264 nt
Organism: Necator americanus (New World hookworm)
Lineage: Eukaryota; Metazoa; Nematoda; Chromadorea; Rhabditida; Ancylostomatidae
Exons: 3
Coding region: 1-264 (87 amino acids)
Source: RefSeq, a predicted model, not a curated record
AUGAAAUUAACGAGUCCAAGCGAAAAAUGUUGUUUGAAUGGAAAAUUCCUCUCUUCUAAUUUGUUCCCGCCAGUGCGUAUCCCAGACGAAUCUUCUUACAUUCGAUUAGUAGCGGACAAAUGUGCGCCUAAUAUCGCGUUGAACCCAUUCGAUCACGGCUCUGGUCCAACGGUUGUCGUUGAAGCGCAUCACGUGUCCGACCCACCUAAUUUUGCUUUCAUUGGCAUAUGCGGCAUCGUCUCUGAUCUUCUAUGGGUGACGUAG